Lynx canadensis (Canada lynx) is the source of this 3365-nucleotide messenger RNA. It is a transcript of the gene RASAL1, whose product is annotated as RAS protein activator like 1. The record is from RefSeq and is a predicted model, not a curated record. Gene Ontology annotation, biological process: regulation of GTPase activity; intracellular signal transduction; negative regulation of Ras protein signal transduction. Lineage: Eukaryota; Metazoa; Chordata; Mammalia; Carnivora; Felidae. Gene Ontology annotation, molecular function: GTPase activator activity.
UCCCGGAGCUCCAGCCUACGAGGCGAGAGCCGCCGGUGGCCCCUGCGCGCUCUGUCUCCUCCGCGCACAGCUCCUACCUGUAGAGUCCGAGGGGCGCCCCCUCCCCGGACACCUAUUCUUCUCCCUCGGAAACCUCCCCCCCAGCUACCCGCGUCUCGGACAGGCGGCGCUGGGACCCCGAGACAGGGCGCCAGGCUCGCAGCUGGUGACAUGUAGACGCCCCCUCCGCGGUCCAGCCUCGGCGCCUGGGCACCCUUCUGCCCGUAAAGUUUGGGGCUGGGCGCCAUGGCCAAGAGCAGCUCCCUGAACGUCCGCGUGGUGGAGGGCCGGGCGCUGCCUGCCAAGGACGUGUCUGGGAGCAGUGACCCCUACUGCCUCGUGAAGGUGGAUGACGAGGUGGUGGCCAGGACAGCGACCGUGUGGAGGAGCCUGAGCCCCUUCUGGGGAGAGGAAUACACCAUCCACCUGCCCCUGGAUUUCCACCAUCUGGCCUUCUAUGUGCUGGACGAGGACACGGUGGGGCAUGAUGACGUCAGCAAGAUCUCGCUGAGCAGGGACGCGAUGCGGCUGACCCCCGGGGAGUUGCCUGGACGGGGGCUGAGAGGAAUUGACAGCUGGAUCAACCUGAGCCGUGUGGACCCAGACGCAGAGGUGCAGGGUGAGGUCUGCUUGGAUGUGCAGAUGCUGGAGAACGCGCGGGGCCGUUGUCUUCGAUGUCACGUGCUUCAGGCCAGGGACCUGGCCCCCCGAGAUAUCACCGGCACCUCUGACCCGUUUGCACGUGUGUUCUGGGGCAGUCAGAGCUUGGAGACUUCAACCAUUAAGAAGACCCGCUUCCACCUGGGAUGAGUGCUGGAACUUCAGGAGAUGCCAGUGCCCCGGCCCCCGCUGCGGGUGGAGCUCUGGGACUGGGACAUGGUGGGCAAAACGGACUUCUUGGGCAUGGUGGAGUUUCCCCCACCGGUCCUGCAGCAGAACCCUCCCCGUGGCUGGUUCCGUCUCCUGCCCUUCCCCAGAGCCGAGGAGGAUUCUGGGGGGCAGCUGGGUGCCCUGCGGCUGAAAGUGCGCCUCAUCGAGGACCGCAUCCUGCCCUCCCACAACUACCGGCCGCUCACGGAGCUGCUCACGGAGGCUGUGCGGGGCCCGGCAGAGGAGGAUGCCGCUAGUCCCCUGGCCGUGCUGGAGGAGCUGACCUCAGGGGACUGCCGCCAGGACCUUGCCACCAACCUGGUGAAGCUCUUUCUUGGCCAGGGCCUGGCCGGGCCCUUUCUGGACUAUCUCACUCGGCGCGAGGUGACCCGGACCACUGACCCCAACACCCUCUUCCGCUCCAACUCCCUGGCAUCCAAGUCAAUGGAACAGUUUAUGAAGCUCGUGGGCAUGCCUUACCUGCACGAGGUCUUGAAGCCCGUGAUUAACCGCGUCUUCGAGGAGAAGAGAUACAUCGAGCUGGACCCUUGCAAGAUAGACCUGGGUCGCACCAGGAGAAUCUCCUUCAAGGGCGCACCAUCCGAGGAGCAUGUGAGGGAGGCCAGCCUGGGGCUGCUGACGGGCUACCUGGGGCCCAUCGUGGAUGCCAUUGUGGGCUCUGUGGGGUGCUGCCCGCCUGCCAUGCGCCUCGCCUUCAAGCAGCUGCACCAGUGCGUGCAAAAGCGCUUCCCCCAGGCGGAGCACGAGGAUGCGAAGUACCUGGCCAUAAGUGGCUUUCUCUUCCUGCGAUUCUUCGCCCCCGCAAUCCUUACCCCGAAGCUGUUUGACCUCCGGGACCAGCAUGCGGACCCCCAGACCAGCCGCUCCCUGCUACUUCUUGCCAAGAGCAUCGGAAACCUUGGCCAGCAGCUUGGGCCAGGCAAGGAAUUAUGGAUGGCCCCCCUGCACCCCUUCCUGCUGCAGAGCGUCUCACGUGUGAGAGACUUCCUGGACCAGCUGGUGGAUGUGGACGGGAGGGCUGGGGGCCCAGCCAGGGCCCUGGUGGCCCCCUCGGUGAUUGUUCGUGAAGGUUACCUGCUGAAGCGCAAGGAGGAGCCCGCCGGCCUGGCCCCACGCUUUGCCUUCAAGAAGCGUUACUUCUGGCUCAGCGGGGAGACUCUCUCCUACUCCAGGAGUCCUGAGUGGCAGAUGCGCUUCUCCAUCCCGGUGUCGCACAUCCGCGCCGUGGAGCGCGUGGACGAGGGCGCCUUUCAGCUGCCGCACGUGAUGCAGGUGAUGGCGCAGGACGGCGCCGGGGCACUGCGGACCACCUACCUCCAGUGCAAGAAUGUGAACGAGCUCAACCAGUGGCUGUCGGCCCUGCGCAAGGCCAGCGCCCCCAACCCGGACAAGCUGGCCGCCUGCCACCCGGGUGCCUUCCGCAGCUCGCGCUGGACCUGCUGUCUGCAGGCCGAGCGCUCAGCUGCCGGCUGCAGCCGCACGCACUCGGCCGUCACCCUGGGGGACUGGAGUGACCCGCUGGAUCCCGACGCUGAGAUCCAGAUGGUGUAUCGGCAGCUGCUCCUGGGGCGGGACCAGCUCAGGAUGAAAUUCCAGGAGGAUUUCAACAUAGAUACAAGCCUGGAGGCGGAUACAAUGAGGGCCUCGGGGACCAAGGAAGGGGCCUGUCCUGAAGCCCUGGCCCGGCAGAGAGAGGCAGCUGGCCGCCUUCUGGAGGUGCUGGCAGAUCUGGACAGAGCCCACGAGGAGCCUGAGCAGCGGGAGCAUCAGAAAGCGGCCCUGGGUCCCCUGGGGCACUGAGGAGAUGCCAGAGCCAGCCUGGAAGGAGGAGGAAGGGGCCAUCGGGCCGCUCUCAGGGCACCCCGGCCCCUCUCGGCUGCCCUGUACCUCGUCGAUGCUGUGGCGCGGAUGCUUCUGGAGAUCUCCCAGUCUCUGUGCCCCAAGUCCAGAACCUCAGGCACGGAAGCCCUCUGGCAGGGGGCUGGCCUUGUACUGAAUGAGUCUCAGUCUCCGGGCUGAGGCAGCUGGGAGUGGACGGAGAGAAGGAGCCUGACUCAUCCGGUUCAGCUGAAAGUCUCUGCUAAACCGGACCGGCCUCUACUCACACCGACAAGGCCAUGGCCCCGAGCUGCUGGAUACAGCUGGACGUGAAUCCCUGAUGCCCACGUGGCCUUGUUGCCCAGACAGGCACGAAAGAGGCUCAGCCCUUCCUGUUUUCACGUCUGCCGAUCCGCGUCACCUCACUGAUCCUCCUGAGCCCUGCCUUGGCCGAGAGUCCUAACCGCCAGCUUCCAGAAUCGGGUUCCCUUAGGAAUAAUGGGGGCUGGGAGCCCAGUGCGCCAGACUCAGACCCCUGGAGCCUGGGACACCUUGGGCUAGGCUCUUGUCCCCUCUUUGAGCCUCAGUUCAUGCUGUAUAAAUAAGGAGGGAGUGUC